AUGAAUUAUAUGAUUCUAUAAGAUUAACAGAUAUUGUCAAAUCUAAUGAAUCAAUAUAACACUCAUCUAAAAAAUAUAAUAAAGUAAUUCUAUUUUAACAAUUUUCAAAUUAAAGAUUAUCAAAAUACAUCUUUAGAAACUAAAGAUUCAUUUAUUUUAAAUAAAAACAUCCUUCCUAUUUCUUUAAAAUAAUAUGUAAAAGUUUCAAAAUAAGGCUAAAGAAUACUUCUAAAAUCAAAAUUGAAAAUUUUAUUAAUUUUUUAUAUUAAUUUUCAUUAGAAAAUGUUGAAUAUUUACAUAUUAUAAAGUAUUAUUUAAGAAGAGGAAUAUAUUUUCAAAUUUAAUAAUUUAAAGAAAUGA
This is a messenger RNA of Paramecium primaurelia, 360 nucleotides long. The record is from the annotation of a GenBank genome assembly. NCBI's taxonomy places the organism in Eukaryota, Ciliophora, Oligohymenophorea, Peniculida, Parameciidae.